Bipolaris sorokiniana ND90Pr is the source of this 579-nucleotide messenger RNA. RefSeq lists its product as uncharacterized. Gene Ontology annotation, cellular component: cytoplasm. Gene Ontology annotation, molecular function: phosphopantetheine binding; catalytic activity. The annotation marks the transcript as partial. Gene Ontology annotation, biological process: amino acid activation for nonribosomal peptide biosynthetic process; secondary metabolite biosynthetic process. The record is from RefSeq and is a predicted model, not a curated record. NCBI's taxonomy places the organism in Eukaryota, Fungi, Ascomycota, Dothideomycetes, Pleosporales, Pleosporaceae. The transcript has a single exon.
AUGGAUACAGAUUCUACGCUCUCGAUUGCACGACUCAAGCAUGAGGUAAUUGGGAGUACUCCCGUUCUUCCAUUCUCGCUGCUCUCUGGCGACGUAGGCUCGAUUCGAAAUGCUGCUUCACGGGCCUGCGAUGUUCCUCUGUCAGCUAUCGAAGACAUUUAUCCAUGCACACCAAUGCAACAAGGGCUUAUGGCUUUGUCAUCAAAACAUACGGGGAGCUAUAUAAACCAGGAGCUGUUCCGUCUGGAGAAGCACGUAGCAACAACUCGCAUGAUCUCUUCGUUGAAAGACGUCAUAAAUGCGUGGCCAAUCCUACGGACCCGAAUUGUUAAUAUUCCUCAUGUCGGCCUUGUCCAAGUUGUCAUUAAAGAGGAGAUCACGAUACCUCUAAGCCGAAACAAGAAAGAGCUUGUCGAAUCCUAUACAGAUUCUACACCAUCGCUGGGCGAUAGGCUCAGCCAAUUCGCGAUAUGCGAAGGUAACUCUCCAGGCGAGAGCUUUGUACUGUGGAGGGCACACCACGCCAUCUAUGACGCAUGGUCAGUGAAUUUGCUGCUUCAAGAUAUUGCUACUUGCUAC